AUGAUUGUUGAUAUUGCUACAUUUUCAGGGUUCCAGAUAUUCCAACAGGUUGCUCCUGCCCCAUGUAGGAUGAACUGGAUUCAGGUAGGAGGAGAAACUUCAACAUCUGAAGAAGAUUCCAAAUAUAUCUUCUCAGAAAGCAAGCACAUUCCUACUGAUGAGCAUGCUAAAACACCCGAUUUCCAGAAGUGGAAAGGCAUUGCUAUUGAAAAAUACGAGCUAGAAGCAGCCAGGACUCAGGCAGCAGGACAAAAUUCAUCUGAUUCAAAAUAUUUCAGCUGUCUAUCCACUACCACUAAACUCCUUCCUACUGAGGAGCAUGGGUUCCAGAUAUUCCAACAGGUUGCUCCUGCCCCAUGUAGGAUGAACUGGAUUCAGGUAGGAGGAGAAACUUCAACAUCUGAAGAAGAUUCCAAAUAUAUCUUCUCAGAAAGCAAGCACAUUCCUACUGAUGAGCAUGCUAAAACACCCGAUUUCCAGAAGUGGAAAGGCAUUGCUAUUGAAAAAUACGAGCUAGAAGCAGCCAGGACUCAGGCAGCAGGACAAAAUUCAUCUGAUUCAAAAUAUUUCAGCUGUCUAUCCACUACCACUAAACUCCUUCCUACUGAGGAGCAUGGGUUCCAGAUAUUCCAACAGGUUGCUCCUGCCCCAUGUAGGAUGAACUGGAUUCAGGUAGGAGGAGAAACUUCAACAUCUGAAGAAGAUUCCAAAUAUAUCUUCUCAGAAAGCAAGCACAUUCCUACUGAUGAGCAUGCUAAAACACCCGAUUUCCAGAAGUGGAAAGGCAUUGCUAUUGAAAAAUACGAGCUAGAAGCAGCCAGGACUCAGGCAGCAGGACAAAAUUCAUCUGAUUCAAAAUAUUUCAGCUGUCUAUCCACUACCACUAAACUCCUUCCUACUGAGGAGCAUGAUUUCCAGAAGUGGAAAGACAUUGCUAGUGAACCAUACAUGCUGGAAGCAUCCAAGAUUCAGGCAGCAGGAGGGAACUCAUCUGAUUCAAAAUAUGUCAGCUGUCUCUCUACUACCAGCGAAAUCCUUCCUCCUGAGAAGCAUGAUUUCCAGAACUGGAAAGAGUCAUCUAUUGAACCAUGUAUGCUGGAAGCAGCCAGUACUCAGGCAGCAGGAGAGAAUUCAUUUGAUUCAGAAUAUGUCACCUUUCUCUCCACUACCAGCAAACCCCAUCCCAUUGAGGAGCAUGAUUUCCAGAAGUGGAAAAGCAUUAUUACCAAAAAAUACAUGCUGGAAGCAGCCAGAACUCAGGCAGCAGUAGUGAAUUCAUCUGAUUCAGAAUAUUUCACCUGUGUCUCCACUUCCAGCAAACUCCUUCCUACUGAGGAGCGUGAUUUUCAGUACUGGAAAGAGUCUGCCAUCGCACCAUAUAUGCUGGAAGCGGCAAGAGAGAAUUCAUCUGAUUCAGAAUAUUUCAGCUGUCUCUCCCCUCCGAGCAAAACCCUUCCUACUGAUGAGUAUGAUUUCCAGAAAAGGAAAGGCAUUGCUACUGAACCAUUUAUACUGGAAGCAACCAGAACUCAGGCAGCAGAAGAGAAUUCAUGUGAUUCAAAAUAUUUCACCUGUCUCUCCACUUCCAGCAAACUCAUUCCUCCUGAGGAGUGUGAAUUCAAGAAGUGUCAAGAAAUUGCUCCUGCACCAUGUAGCAUCACCAAGAUUCAGACAACAGGAGAGAAUUCAUCUUUCUCAGAAUAUUUCACCUGUCUCUCGUCUCUCAGCAAACACAUUCCUACAGAUGAGCUUGGAUUGCAGAAGUUUCAAGAAAUUGUUCCUAAGUCAUAUAUGCUGGAACCAGUCAGGGAUCAGGCAGCAGGAGAUAAUUCAUCUUCCUCAGAUUAUUUGACCUCCAUCUCCUUUGACAGCACACUGACCCCUAAUGAUAAUCAGGAAACCAGUGAAUCAUCUUCAUAUGUUUCCUAUCCUGAAUCACAUAGUACGUCUGUAGAAAGCAAGUUGGAAGAAUCAGAAUAUUCUUCGUCAUUGGCAUAUAACGAAUUACCAGUUUACUUGGCCAAUAAUCCCUGUACAUGCUCAAAGAAGAGGAAAAGGGAAAGAAUAAUGAAAGUGUACUAUAUGCAUGUUAGAAUGAAGAGGGGGGUGGCUGUCUUAGAGGAUACAGAAGACGAAAGUCAGCCUCCAUGCAAAAAGACAAAAAUGAAAACCAUUGCAUUUCCUGAGACAAUCCAUACAGAAGAAAAUCUCUCUGACGUAUCCACAGAAGAACUCCUAACUGAGAGUGAUCUCAGCUUUGAUGAUGUAGUCCAAGAGGCAUCAGAAGAUAAUGACAGACCGAUAGAUCUUCCACCUCUGGAGACAAGUUCCAGAGCUAAAACACCAGAAUGGCUUGUGGCCCAUGACAGUGGCUACAGGUGCAUGGCCUGCUGCCGAGUUUUCCCCUCCUUGGAGAUUCUACAGGACCAUGUGAAGAAUGGUAUUAAAGAGGGAUUUAGCUGCCAUUCUUUUCAUGUAGCCCUUAACUUGCUUAGAAGUAAGAACAGAAAUAGAAAAAAAGAAGUAUACGAAGAGGAGGAAAACAAAGUCAAAAAGAGCUGGACAAAAGGCAUAAGUAUCCAAUGUCACAACAUAAUUAGGCACAUAAGAGACUUCUUUCACAAUAACCAUUGAUAGCAUCAUGACCACCAGCACAACUAUCACCACCAUCAAAAGCCCCAGCACCACCAUUAUUACUACCAUCAACAAUACAACAACAAUGGCCACCACUAUGACUACUACAACCAUUGCCACUGUCAAUAACAUCACCAUCAACAGCAGCAGCAACAAGCACCAUCAUCACUAUCUUAUCAUCACAGCCAUCACUACUAUCAAGAGUAUCACCACUACAAUCAUAAUUAGCACCACCAUCAACAGCACCACUACAAUUACCACCUUCACCGGCACUACCAGCACCACCAUCAACAGUACUAUCUGCAGCACCAUCACCACCAUACCAUGACCAUCACAACCAUUGCCACUGUUAACAGCACCAUCAAUAGCAGUGCCAUCUCUACCAUCACCACCAAUAGCACUACCAUCAACAGUACCAUUACCAACAUCAUAAUCAUUGUUAACAGCACCAUCACCUCAGCCAUCACUGACAUCAACAAUGUUAUCACCAGCACAAUAGUCAUCACCACCAUUGACAGCACCACCAGUAGCACAUUAGCAGCAGCAUCACCACUAUUAUCACCAACAUGGCUAGCACCACCAUCACUAGCCCAUAACCACCACAACCAUCAAUACCAUAAAUAAUAGCACCAGUACUGCUAACACCACUGUCAACAGCUCCACCUUCAACAGCACCACCAUCUACAGGACUACUAUUAUCAUCAUCCCAGCACCAUGAUCACCACCACCAGGGCCACCAGCACCAAUAUGGACAGUAGCACUUGUACCACAAGUAGGAUUAGAGAAGCCCUUUAGAUAAUAUUCCCCAGAAGAAAAAACAAGUUUGUAGACCACAUCAAGCUAUAAAGCAAAAAUGUCCUCAGGCAAACUAAAGAGCAAUGAAUACCAGUAUAUCAUCUUUAUCACUGGAAGAAAUUCAUUUGAAAUAGAAACUGCUAUGGACUGGACUUAGAAGAAGAGGCGAGGUUCCCAGGGCACCAAGAAUCUGGUUCUAUAUAAUCAACAGAGAGGAGAUAAACAUGGACAAAGCUGAGAAGACUUUGCAAAGCCAGGUGCACGCUGCUAUAGCGGAGAGUGUCAUUUUUAGUUAGAAGGAAAAUCAGACUUGUCUUCAAUAUUUCUAAAGUCACAGAAUCAAAACAGAAGUUGUCCUGAGAUUAGCUGAAGACUUGUCUCUAUGAUAAGAACUACCUUCCUGACUUAAAGGUGUUCUUUUUUAUUUUGCUUAUCUCACAGCAAAAAAAUGGUAUGGAUUAUACAAGGAAGGAGUUUCUCUUCACCAAGCUGUCAGCACUUAAGAACUGAGAAAAUACAAGAAUAAAUAAUUUUUUAUUAAUCUAUUUUAUAGUACAGUAAAAUAUAUUAUAGAAAUUUUCUUUAAUAAUGUGGAUUAAUAUUAAAGUAGAACUAUUUGUUAUUGAAUGUACCCACUGAAGGAAAAUCAAGGAACGAGAGAUGGGUAUCCUGAACUUCUUCCUGUUUCCAUUCUCUUGCUAACUGCCACACUCACAUUAUUCAGUGUCAUCAUUCCUGACCAAAUCCAUAUCCUGUUCCUCUUCCACAAAACUUUGAAUGGCUAAUUCCUCCAGCAAGCUAAACCAUCAUCUCGUCCAAAUAAAUGUUGAAUUUUCUUUCUUCUUAAUGGUAUGUCACUUUUGUUUUGAUUUUUGUGGUUUUAUUUCUCUUUAAUUUUUUUUUUCCAAUAACCUCGUAGAAGACUUAGUAGUGAUAGGAUAAAUGCCUAUGUAUGCACUCCAACAUAAUGCUAAAACCAAGCAUUUGCUACUAUUUUGAAUUUUUGCAAUUAUUUGUUAUACCUCAUUGGUUUAAUUUUUCAAUGUUUAAGUUAUUAGAAUGUUGAAUAUAUCAUAUAAUGCAUAUAUAUGUAUAGAUGGAGAAUGAAUGUGUGUGUAUAUAUGCAUUUAUACACAUACACUUGUGUGAAAAUUAUUUGUUCUAUGCUUUUCAGAUUGUCUUUUAGGGCCAUUACUCUAUCAUAAGCCUGAAUGUAUGGGCCCUCAUUUUAUUUUAAUUAUGUUUCCAAUUCCUUCUUCCCAAAUAAGCUAUUCAAAUUCACAUAAAGUGAUGUGGCUGCCAUCUGUAUGUAGUCAUUUAGCUUACAUGGAUAAUGCAAAUUAGUAGAAUUUAUAUUUUGCUUUUUAUUUUUCCUUUCUAAUCUUCAACCUGAGCUAGCAAAACUUUAAGGCUAUUAUAAAUUAUCUCAGAAAUCCACCUAGAUUACUUUCUAUCCAUUGUUGUUUUACAUAUAGUAUCACUAUUUUUACCCUUUAAUGAAGUAUGGCUAUUACAUUAAUUCAGAAUGAUUUUACUACAUCUUAGGUCAAUGGAUCUAAAGCAAUAUAUUCACUGUGAUAAUAUGUAUGUUUUUAUUUCCAAAAGUACAGUAAAAUUUUAGGUCAAAAAAAUAAGUAACUCAGCAUCUCCUGGGCAGGACCUCAUGACAUAGAUCCAUUAUUUGUAUGUGCAAUUGGAUUAAGGUGCUUCAUCACUUUUUUCUUAAUCUAUUAAAACACACGGAGGGGUCUGGAAAAUAAAUACUGAAUUAGGAUUGCCAGUAACAAUCAUUAAUAUGUAGUAUUGUGAGAAUUUUAGUGCUUCUCCAUGUUUCAGUUUCUUUAUCUCUAAAAUAAAGGUGACAGUAGUAUUAAACUCAUAGGGCAGUUAUUAAUAUUAAAAUGAAUUUAUCUAUAUAAAGUGCUUCAAAGAGUUAGUGCAAACUAGACACUACAUAAGUAAAAACUGUUAUCAUGAUCAUUAUUAUUGCCCAUUAACUUCUUAAUACAAAAUGUUCUUAUUUGGUUUUUUAAAAAUAUUUUCCAAUAAAAUUAGAUUUAUAUGUCUAAAACUUUGAGAUUCAGUUGCAAAAUAACUUUCAAGAUGGCUUGUCUUUUCACUUUCUCCUUUCUUUUCCAAGUGAUACUGAUCAGAUAAAUGCAUUUAAAUGUGCAUUAAGCAAUCAGAAACAAGAGAAAGACAUAAAAAGAUGCCAAGUAAUUGGAUAGAAUGCUAGAGAUAUUUGUCUUUCCUGGUAAAAAGGGUUUUUCAGUAAAUAUGAGUGUUUAAUAACAGCCCUAUCAGCAGUGAUUUAUAGUGAAUGAAGUUUAGCUGACUACCAAAGACAAUUUAUUUCCAAGAAAACUGAUAUUAUAUUCUAAGUAGUAUGCAUCCUGCUCUAUAAUAUGAUAUACAUGGAAUACACAAACAUGAUCUUAUUCACUCUCGUAGGUUUUGAGGACUGAUCAUUUUUCACUCCCUCCACCCCAAAUAUUGGGAGUCAAACCCAGAGAUUUGCAUGUGUCAGGUAAUUGCUGUAUCACAGAGAUACACCUUAGCCCAGAACUGAUCAUUUUUAUGGUUGUUGAACAUAUACUUUUCAUUCAACAUAAAAAAAUAGUAUUAAGGCAGAACCCCUUAAAUCUUAAAGCCAACAUUUCAGUAGACCAAGGAACCAAAUAACCAGAUGAAUUAAAUUUUUAAAAAAUCAGUUAGAAAUAGGUUUUAUAGGAUUAUUAAAAUAGAAUAAUAUGACAAUCUCUUCAUAUUGGAAGGUUAAACUUUCCUAAGGAGAAGUCAUUUAAACUGAUGUCUGAAAGACAAGAAUGUUGGAGAUUCAAAAUUUUAAAGGUUUGUUCUCUGUGAGUCAGGGAGAAAUUCUAAGAAUUUUUCUCUAUAAACAUCUCUAUUUUCCUCUGGAAAAAUUAAUUGGUAGAAUUACAUAGUUUCAUAUUAUCAUUUGUUCUCCACUAUUUUAUUUUAAGCCUGAUCUAUAUAAGCAAAAUAGAUCAUUUCUUUCUUCAGAGGAAGUCCACACAAGGCACUAUGAAUAGGCUGAGAACUUGAUAUUUCCCUGCCCCUGAUUUGAUCUCAGGGUUUUCUUCACCUGUACUUAACUUCUAACCCCACAUAUAAAGUGCCUAGCAGUGCUUCAAGCAACUUUCUGAAGAGAUUUUUAUCCAUUUGGUAAAAGCAAAAGCUAGGUAAAAGAAUAUAAUUAUAUAAUAAGCGUUGUCAAAUCUGGUAGCCUAUUCAAGUCAUGUAGGAUACUUUUAUAAAUUUCUGAUACCAGGUUAUAUAAAUUAAAUUAGAGCUUCUGAGGGGUGGGCCCCAAAUUCCAGGAAUAAAUGUCAUUAUAGGUGAUUUAUCUAGCAUCGAUAACCAUUCUCCAGUCCAGAAAAUUGUAUUCAAUAUAAUUUACAAUACCAUUACAUGCUACUUUCUUUGUAGAAAAUAAAAACAUCACAAUAGAAUUUAUGAAUUAUUUUUUCAGGUGAAUAUUAUGCAUGUUAAAGAUGGUUAAAAUAACCAAACCCAAGUGGAAUAAUCCAAAUCUGAACCAGUUGAGGAAUAAACAAAAUAAAGAAUAGUCAUUUAAUUCCUUUAGUUUCAUUAAUUAUAUUUGCCAGUAAAAAAAAAUGAAAUACUUAUGUAUCCUAAAGUACAAAUAAUAAACCUGGAACAUAUUAUCUUUAGUGUAAAAAGACAAUCACUAAAGACUACAUAUUAUAUUGUUGCAUUUAUUUUCAAUGUCCAGGAAAGGCAAACCUUUGAAGAUAAAUAGCAGAUUAUGGUUGCCUGAUGCUCUACAUGGGGUGGAGAAAGGGAAUGAUCUCCUGUGAGCACAAAUGAUCCAUUUGGGAUAAUGUAAGUUCUAAAAAGAAUUUUUUUACACAAUUCUAUAAAUAUACCGAAAAUCAGCAUUAUAUUUUUCUGGCCAUCAAAGGAUCUCCUUCAUGUAAAUGAUGAACAGUUUUAAAUAAAAGGCAUUUUCAUAUUUUUGGUUUUAAAUUAUUUUAAGGUAUUACUGUCAUAGAAACUAUAAGUACUAGUUUACAUUUCACUAGUAUUUUUCUCAUUAAAGUUCUAAAGGUAAAAUUAAUAAAAAUUGGGACACAUGAAUACUAAUACCACCUAAGCAAAUUAAAAAUCGGUGAUCAUUAUAAAACACUACUAUAAACUAUGAUAAAAAUGAGGCUAAAUUUCAUCUAUAAUACAAUGACAAAAUAUACAGAUUUAAAACUAUUCUGGUUCCUAUUCAUUUUCCAUAUAUGUUAAUUUUACAUUUUUGUGGUUGUGAGAUGAGUUUUCUAAAUCUAAUUUAUAUUAUAUGAAGUCAGAAUUUCAAUUAUAGUAUUAAUUGUUCAAAAAAGGGAUAAAAUCAACUCAGAAAGUCACUAAAUGAUUUACUGAUUAUUAAUUUCUCAUCUAUUUCUGCACUAUUGAAAGAUUUGUGCAAGAUCUAAGUAUUUCAGCUCUAAAUAUACAUAACGAUAGAAUAGAAUAAGCUAUAAGAGAGCAAGCAAAUUUUAUUUGUAAGGGAAGAAAUAUAAGAAAACUGUUGCAAAAAUGCAGUAAAUGUGUGUUAAUGCGUUAAACAUUGUAGUAAAAAAUUAAAAGAUCAAGUUAAUGGGCAUAAUCCAAUGUACUGUGGGCUAAUAGAGACCUAUCUCACAUUAAAGACCUAAAGACCAGCACAGUACUGCUCUUCUCAAUCCAUGGCUAAGAUUAGAGAUGAGUGAUUAGCUGUAGACUUUGACUAAAGAAUAUUUGUGAUUUUUUUAACAUAGAGAAUGAUUUGUGAUAACAAAGCUAAUUUAUGCAGAAAAAUUUUUAAUAUGUUAUAUGGAAGACAUUUUUUAUGAUAUAUUCCUGGGGUUAAUUAUCUUUGUAAUAUACAUUCAAAUAUCACUUAGAGUAAAUAUUUAAUGAUUAGGAAGUCUACAGAUUCAUUAUGUAUAUGAGAUUUUGCACUCUGAUUAUUUCUGAGAUUGUAUUUAGAAAGUUAAGGCAAUAGUGAGAUUAAAUAUCACAUUACAUAUGAUCCAAGGUUAGGAUUCUUGAAAGAAAAUUUGUGAUUUGUUCAAUUUUGAAUCUCAAAUACAGGUUAGCAUAUUACUUGUACAAAUGUAUUUUUUCUUUAUUGUCUUGAAAUUACCUUCUUUGAGAAUAAUUGUUCAUAAAAGUGCUUUUAACCUGCAAAUUUCUGUUUUUCUAUUAAUUAAAUCAGUAGGUAAGCAUCUGCUAACAGCAUUUUUUUAAUCACAUUCUGGCUAAAGUCCUAGAAAAAAUUGUUAAUAUAUAUUUCAUUUUGGUUAAGUGGCUUAACAGUUAAUAUUUAACUAAAAUAACAGAACAGUUUGGCUUAUAGAAAUAUGCUAUGUAAGUGAGUAAGCAUGUAUGAGAGAGACAUAAUAAUAUGUAUGUGUGCAUGUGUGUGUGUGUGCAUAACCAUGAUGGGUUAGUACAUAUUGGGUUAGUAGGGGCUAAUCACAUAGAUAUGGAGUCUAAGUCAGAUACACCUGCAUAAGUUAGUUAAUCCCUUCAAUUAUGAAUUUCUUUACCUACAUAGGGGAAAUAAAAUAUUAAAUGUUAUUCAAUGAGAGAAUAUUUUUAAAAAUUUCAGUAGAGUAUGGCAUACAUUAAGCUUCAUAUACAAUUCAGCUAUUAAACAUUUUGAAUUAUUAUACUAGCAGUUGUAAAGCAAAAAGAGCACACCUUAUUUUAAAUUACUAUUGUUAUUCACAGUGUAGUUUAGAGGAUGGUUUCUAAAAACAUGUUAUUAAUAAUAAAGCAUUUCAUUCUUAUUAAACAUAUAUAAUAUUAUAAAAAAGAAGGGGAAUAUUACAAAUAUAGUUGAAACUGUCUCUGUGAUAGGUAGUGCAACCACUUCUAGAUUCAUGUUUACCAUUUUCUUGCUUUCCAUCACAUUUCAAAGACAUAAAUUAACUCUAAAAAUAUAUUGUUUAUCUUUGUAUAUUUUAUAUCCUUUAUGAUGAGAUCAUAAUAUGAAUCUGAAAAUUAUUCUUUUCCAUGAAAAAUUACCUCCCUGAAGUGGAUUUAUUUUGAUAUAUGCAGCUAGUUCACAUAUUUUCACUAUAUGUGGUUUAAUACAACCUGCACAAAAUGUAUGAAAGGAAAUAAAUGAAACAUUCUCUGAAAAACUUUAUGCAUUUACUUUAAAAACUAAUGACAAAAGGGCUGGGGUUGUGGCACAGUGGCAGAGUGCUUGCCAGGGACAUGUGAGACACUGGGUUCAAUUGUCAGCACCACAUAAAAAUAAAUAAAAUAAAGGUAUUGUGUCCAUUGACAACUAAAAAAUAUUUUUAAAAAACCCUGACAGAAGAAACUUCUUUAAUCCAUUAAAGGCUAGCUACAAAAGCUUAUUAUACAAGUAUGUUAUACAUUAACAACAUUUCCCUGAAAAUCAGUUGAAUAAAAAGGUACUUUCCAUGAGCACCUUUAUUCAAUAUUAUAGUGUAGAGCAUUAUUAGUGACAUAAGAUCAAAAAAGAAAAGACAUAAAACUAGAGAAGAACAAAAAUCAAUGUCAUUAAUAUUUUCAUUCAUAAUCACAGUUCCAGAUAAUUUUUAUCACUUCUUCUUGGUUUUUAUUUCUACAAACCCCUAUUGCACAAAGGGGCUUUUUAAAAAUUAUUUUUCUAAUUCUACCUUUCCCUUAUGUUGGUUUGGAAAUUAUAUAGCCUGUGCCAAUCACUUUGGUUGUAAUCAUUGGGAUUUAAGCAUACAUUUUAAUUCAAUGUUUGAGGCUAGAUAUUUAACCAUGUCUACCUUUGAUCAAUAUAUUUACAUUUCUCUCAAAAUUUGUAAAACCAUACUAAAGCCUUAACUCUGAUUUUUUUCCAUUUCCCUUUAUCCAUUUUUGAGUUGUGUCUAGUGAUUUUCAUAUUCUUUCAUACAUUUUAAUAUUAUCUAUAAUCAGAAUUUGCUUGAAUAUAUUCACACACUUGUUUAUUGCCCACAUUUCAUUCUUCCAAUAAUUUCUUUAUUUGGUUAUUUUCAUUCAUUAUCUAGUAAAGUAUGCAAAUUCUUUUACUUCAGAUACAUUGUAAACUCCCUCCGCUUUUGCUUGUCUGAAAAUGUCUAUUUAACUAUUAUUUCUAAAAUACAGCUUUGCUAGGAACAUGCUUCUGUACUAAAAGCUAUGUUCAAAAUUUAUUUCAGUUUUUUAUGUCUUAGAAAAUCUGCUGUCAGCCUAAUUGUCAUUUUGUGGAUUAUGUCUUUCUUAUCUGGUAGCAUUUAAUGUUUUUUCUCAACUGUUACUAUUGGCAGUUUUACCUUGAAUCAUCCAAGUUUUAUUUCUUUUUAUUAUCUCAUUUGGUAUUUAUCAGAAUUACCAAAUUUAAGACUGGUAUCUUUCAGCAGUUCUAAUCAUUUUUUAAGGCAUUAUCAUAAAUAUUACCUGUUCUGCAUUCCUUUUACUCUCCUUUAUGAAAACCUAAUUUAAAAAUAAUGCCUCAUCUAGUAUAUUGAAAAUAUUACCCUUUCUUAUUUGGUCUCAUCUCUUUAUCUGUUCCUCUUUCUGGAAAACUUAUUCAUAUUGGUCAGCUAAUUUACAAAUAUUUUAUUAAUUUUUUAAUUUGCUAGAAUUUCUAGUUUGUUAGAUUUCUGAGUUAGUCAUUAUUUAAUUUUUAGAAAUUCAGCUGGAUUCUUUCUAAAUUUGUGAUGGUUAUAGUGAUGCUUGUUUAUUCAUGAUGUUUUUCAAAUAUUUGGAAUAUUUUAUUUCUUUUUUAACUUUGUAAGAACGUUGUCUUAUAAUCUGAUUAUUUCAUUAUCUAUAUCUUCUUGUGUAUAUCUGAUUUGUUUUUGCUAAUAUUAUGUCAUUGAACUGUGCUUCUUCAUGUUUAAUAAUUUGAAUUUUUUAUUAGUACAGUUGAUAUUAAAAUAACUGUACAUAUUUAAUAUGCACAAUUUGAUGAGCUUUUACAUAUGCAAACAUAUAAGUACCAUCAUCAUAAUCAGAGUAGUAAACAUAUUUAAGACUUGUCAAUCUUUUUGUAUGCGUGUUUCCUUUUCCUGUGUCUGUUAUUGUGAAACAAACACUAAAAAUAAAAUCUUUUCUCUUAGCAAACUUUGAAUUGUACAAUACUAUAUUGUUAAAUAUAAGCACUGAUUUCUCUAGAAAUUAUUCAACUAGCAUAGUUGUAAUAAUACCUUUUGAAUAAUAGCACUCCAUUUCUCCCACCCCCAAGCACCUAGAAACCACCAUUCUAGCUUCUACUUUUAUGAGUUUGAGUGUUUUAAAUACUUCAUAUAAGAGGAAUCAUGCAAUAUUUGUCCUUCUAUGACUGGUCAAUUUUCACUUGGAAUAAUGUCCUUCAAUUUCAUGCAUACUCUUACAAAUGCAGAAUUUCCGUCUUCUUUAAGACUGAAUAUCAGUCCACUGUGUGGUGUAUGUGUUUGUGUGUGUGUGUGUGUGUGUAUUUGCUUUAUUCAUUUGUUGAUGUAUUGUGGUGUUGCUUCUAUAUUUUGAUUAUGUACUGUGAAUAGUUUUGCAAUGACAUUGGAAUUCAGGUGUCUCUGGUUCGGUUCCUUUGAAUAUAAAUCAAGUAGUGAGAUUAUUGAAUCUUAUUGUAGUUCUAUUUUUAAUUUUUGAGGAGUUUUUAUACUGUUUUCCAUAGCUUCUAUACCAUUUUACAUCCGCAUCACAGUGUGUAAGGAUUUUGAUUUAUCCACAAUCUCAUCAACACUUAUUGUCUUUGUAUUUUAAUAAUAUUCAUCCUAACUGAUGUAAAGUUGUAUCUCUUUGUAGUUUUGAUUUGCAUUUUCCAGAUAAUUAUGUCCCUAAUUAUAUUUUAAUGUAUCUGUUGGCUAUUUGCAUGUCUUCUUUGGAGAAAUGUCUUUGAAAAUAUUUGCCCAUUUUUAAUUAGGUUAUUCUUUUUUAAAAUAUUGAGUUGGUAAUUCCUUAACACUUUGAAAAUUAAUCCCUUAUUAGCUAUGUUGUUUCUAAGACAUAGAGUGGUUUUCUCAUUCUGUUGAUCAUUUCCAUGGUUGUGCAGAUACUUUUCAGUUUGUUUUGGUCUCACUUAUCUGUUCUUCUUAUUUUUUUAUUGUAUUGUGGUAUCAUAUCCAAAAAAUUGUUGCCAAGACUAAUGUUAAGAAA
Molecule: messenger RNA, 12552 nt
Organism: Marmota monax (woodchuck)
Lineage: Eukaryota; Metazoa; Chordata; Mammalia; Rodentia; Sciuridae
Exons: 16
Coding region: 1-2634 (877 amino acids)
Biological process (GO): fertilization
Cellular component (GO): nucleus
Source: RefSeq, a predicted model, not a curated record